Messenger RNA from Aegilops tauschii subsp. strangulata, 909 nucleotides. The record is from RefSeq and is a predicted model, not a curated record. NCBI's taxonomy places the organism in Eukaryota, Viridiplantae, Streptophyta, Magnoliopsida, Poales, Poaceae.
AUGGGGCUCGAGGGAGCUCGCCGGAGUGAUGGAGACAGCGGCGCGGCGGCCGGAGGAGAGGAGGAGAGGAGCUCGGGCACGCGGUGGAGGGGCGUGGCGCCAGCGAGAUCCGGCGGAGGCGGAGAGGCGACAGAAGGCGGCGGCGCACGGCGACCUGCGGGCGGCGACGGGCGCCCGGCAGGGCGCGGCGGCGCCAGCGCCGGAGGGGACGGCGAGGCGGCGGGGCUGGCGCGGGAGGCGGAGGGAGCGGGCGAGGCGGCGAACGGGCUCGAGGGCCCGCGGCGGGCCUGGCGGGCCGGCGGCGCGGGGGCGGCGGACGCGGAGCGGCUGCGGGGCAGCGGCGGCUUCGUCCGGCAGCGCCGGAGGGCGAGAAGAAAAAGUCAACCUCCGGUGCUCGAUUGGAUCUGGCCGGGGCGCGAGCUCGACGGGGCGGCUCGCCGGAGCAGCGGACGGCGGCGGCCGGCGACGGGACGGAGAGGAGGCGUCGGGGUCGGGGAAGGAGUACGGCGGUCGCCGGCGGAGCCGUGGGCGCGGGCGGCGGCGGUGGUCGGGGUCCGGCAAGCGGAGGACGGCGGCGGCGCCGGUCGGCGAGGCGCGGCGGCGCCGUCGACGAUGGCGGUGGAGGCCGGGCGGCGACCGGCGUCGGCGUGGAGGAAGAAGGAGGCGGGGCCCGCGGGCGAGGAGACGGGCUCGGGGGGCCUCCCGCGGGCGCUCCGGGCCGGCGGCGCGGGGCUGCCCGGGGUGCCACGUGGCACUCUGCGAGUGGGCGAGGGGGGCGGCAGAGUCACGCUCCAAGGACUUGUACUUCUCGACAAAGUCCUGGAGCUCUUGCUGCACCUCACCAACUCGGGCCUCUUGUUUCUCGCGCUCGGCGCGCUCCGUGGCCGCCUUGCCUUCGACUUCGGAUAG